Lethenteron reissneri (Far Eastern brook lamprey) is the source of this 16945-nucleotide messenger RNA. RefSeq names its product chromodomain-helicase-DNA-binding protein 7-like. The record is from RefSeq and is a predicted model, not a curated record. Gene Ontology annotation, molecular function: protein binding; ATP binding. Lineage: Eukaryota; Metazoa; Chordata; Hyperoartia; Petromyzontiformes; Petromyzontidae.
CCCCUCCCCCCGGCUCCAGAGCCCGCGUCCAACUUCCCGACGGCGCGGCGCCUGGGAGCUCUGUCCGUCGGCCCUCUCGCCCUCCCGGGGCCCUCAUGGGAAAUCGGUGAAAUAGAUGAGGGAUUCCCCUUCCCCAUCCCCUCCCCAAAAACAUAAUAAUAAAUAACCUCCUCAUCCUCCUCCCCACACCACCACCACCUCCCCACCUGCCCCCCACACACCCCCCCGGUCACCUCUCGAGAAAGUUUGGCCAGCAAUGAUGGCUUAGCGGUGGCGAGCAGAGGGGGCCUGCGCGCUGGCGUUGAUGCCGUUGACUCGCAGAGCCAGCAGGAAGGCCAGUCGAGACGCGGACGAAGGAAGGAAGAGGAGGAGAAGGGAGAGGAGGGAGCCGUCCCACCACCUGCGCGGACGUGGGGAGGAGGAGGAGGAAGAGGGACUGCGACGACGACGGGCAUUAUGGCCGACCCUAUGAUGGAUCUCUUCGAAGAUGGCAACAUCUUCGACUCAGAGAGCCUGCCGGGGCUUGGCGCCGAGGCCUUCGCCGAUGGUGGAGGUGCUGCCGCCGACCCCCUAGAGCAGCAGCUGCAGAUGGAGCAAGGCUACGGUGGGAUGCAGCAGCAGCAGUCUCAACAGCAGCAGCAGCAGCAGCCUCAGCACAAGCUACACCACUACGAGCAGUAUGCGCAGUAUCAGUCGCCCAGAAAGUACCCGCAGCAGGGGGAGCAGGGCAACGGGAUCGCGGGGCCUCAGGGCCCGCAGUACCACCCCAACCCCCCCACCGGCCAGUACGGCCUGUGUCCACCCUACAUGGAUGCAGACCCUUUGUGGGGGGGGCAGGGCCCGGCCAGCGGGCCCCCUGCUCCUCCGCCAAACUCCAAUGCGUACCACCAGGUUGGACAUCCGCCGCCGACUAUGCAGACGCAGCAGCUUAGCUACAUGCAACCUCACCACGACUAUGCCUUACACCAGCAGCAGCAGCAGGGCCCAAUGCAGCCUCCCCAAGGUGGGCCUCAUCCGCCUGUGGGGCCGGGGCCACCGCCGCCACCCCCCCAGCAGAGGAUGAACCAGUACGGGCCGGACGGCCGCAACCCGUACAUGGGCGGCGUGGCGGUGCCGCACUCGCAUGGCAUGAUGCCGCCCCACCAGGCGUGUGGCCCACCGGCCUACAUGCAGGCCCCGGGGGCGCCGCCACCGCAGCAGCAGCAGUAUCCGGUCAGGGGUCAGACGAACAGCAUGCCUCCGCCACCCCCUAACCAUGGUGCGAGCAACUCAGGGCAGUUCCCUCACCCGUACCAGUACGCCACGCAGCCGCAGAGGCCUGCCAACCCGGGCGCAAUGGGCCACGACGGGCCGCCGGCGGGCCACGGCUUCGUAGGGGGCCCCGGGAGCCCCCAGUUCCUGCGGCACGCCCAAGGGGCCAUGAAUGUACACCCUCUGAACCCAAACCAAAUGAACCAAAUGUCGGCUAUGCAGAACACUGCGAAUCCUCAGAGCCAGCCACAGUCGCAGCACACUCAGGGAAACUUCAGCGCGUCCCCCAUGAAGGGAGGAGGCCUAAGCCAGCAGCCACUGGGACCCGGCCAGCAACCGAGCGGAUUUCCCGUUAUGCAGCAGCAGUCUCAACAGGUGACAAUGGUGGGCACCGCUGGGCCUCAGCCUGCCUCCAGCGGCGGUGGCAUGGUGGCGCUGUCGGGCCAGCGAUUUGUGCUAGCGCCGGCCCACUCGGGCCCACCUCAUCAGGGCCCACCUCACCAGGGCCCACCUCAUCCUGGGCCACCCCAUCAGGGACCUCCUCACCAGGGUCCCCACCCGGGACCUCACCAGGGUCCCCACCCAGGACCUCCUAACCAUGGCCCCCACCCGGGCCCUCCUCACCAAGGCCCCCACCCGGGCCCUCCUCACCAAGGCCCCCACCCGGGUCCUCCUCACCAAGGUCCCCACCCGGGCCCUCCUCACCAAGGCCCCCACCCGGGCCCUCCUCACCAAGGCCCCCAUCCGGGUCCUCCUCACCAAGGUCCCCACCCGGGCCCUCCUCACCAGGGUCCGCCUCACCAGGGACCCCCCCAUCAUGGGCCUCCUCACCCAGGUCCACCUCACCCAGGACCUCCUCACCCAGGACCUCCUCACCCAGGACCACCUCACCCAGGACCACCUCACCAGAGUCCUCACCAGGGAUCCCCUCACCAAGGGCCACCUCAUUCGGGCAUGACUCACCAAGGCCCACCUCACCCAGGAUCUCCACAUCCAGGACCUCAUCCAGGUCCUCAUCAGAGUCCUCACCAUGGACCCACUCACCUUGGUCCUCCUCACCAGGGUUCCCCUCACCCGGGACCGCCUCAUCAUGGCCCACCUCAUCAGGGUCCUCACCUGGGACCUCCACAUCAUGGCCCACCUCACCAGGGGCCUCUACACCCUGGGCCACCUCACCCCGGCCCCCCUCACCAGGGACCCCUCCACCAGAUGUCACCUCAUCAGAUGUCACCUCACCAGAUGUCUCCACACCAGAUGUCACCUCACCCUGGCCUACCACACCCGGGGCCACCUCACCCGGGCCCACCUCACCCGGGCCCCCACCACCAGGGUCCCCACCACCAGGUGCCACCUCACCAGAUGCCACCUCACCCAGGCAUGUCUCACCAGGGCCCUCUGCAUCAGGAUCCCUACCACACAGGCCCACCCCACCAGGGACCCCCUCACAUGGGGCCCCUCCACCCGCACAUGGGCCCCCACCACCAGGGGCCCCCCAUGCAGGGCCUACCCCACCCGGGCUUGGGGGCAGCGCCGUCUUCGGCGGGGCCCGUCAACCAGCAGCAGCAGCCGCCCCCCAUGCAGAUCAAGCUCCAGAUAAAGCUGCAGCCUAAACAAGGCCCUCCAAGCACGCAGGUCCUACAGAUGGUCCCACUAAGCCACCAGGAGCCCGUCGCCACCCAACCCGACACGACCACGCUGAAGCCCGGCCGCAAGGGCAAGCGCAAGCGCGUGUCCCAGGACGACGGCGGCGGCGGUGGCGAUGCCGACCCCAACGGGCAGGGCCAGGGCAAGGCCAAGGGCGGCCGGGGCCCGGGCAAGGCCAAGGGCCCCGGCCGCAAGAAGCAGUCGCAGGAGAAGGCAAGCGACAAGGCCAGCCGCAUCGUCGCGGAGGCCAUCGCGAAGGCGCGGGCGCGGGGGGAGACCGACAUCCCCCGCGUGCUGGCGCCGGCCGAGAUGCACGACGGGCGUCCGCCGGGGGAGCCGGCGGGGCCCGACGCCGGCGGCGACCUCGACACCGCGCCGCCGCAGGCCAAGAGGCCCAAGAAGAAGGCCGCGGCCGGCGUCGCUGCCCCCCCCAAGGAGCCCAAGGCCCCCAAGGAGCCCAAGAAGCCCAAGGAGCCGAAGAAACCCAAGGAGCCCAAGGAGAAGAAGGAGAGGAAGCCCAAGCCGGCCGCCUCGACGACGCAGUCCAAAGCGAAGGGCGGCAAGAAGAACAGCAAACCUCCGGUGUCGCCCGCCUCGCUGAAGAAGAGCAAGAAGAGGAAAGGGGGGGAGCUCUCGCCGGACCACUCGGACAUGGAGCGCACGCCGCCUCCCUCUCCGCCCGAGGAGGAGAGCCUGAUCGAGAAGCGGCGCUCGAACCGGCACGUGAAGCGCAAGCGCUACACUGAGGACCUGGAGAUGAAGCUAACCGACGACGAUGAUGGCGACGACGACGAGGAGGUGGACGUGACGGGGACCGGCGCCAGCCCGGUCGGCCGCUCGGCCCAGCACGGCGCGGAACACCUGGGCGAGGAGGAGGCGGCGGUCGUUGACAAGAUCCUGGCGAUAAGGACGACCCGGAACGAGCUGCCUUCCGGCGAGGGUUCUGUCGAUGUUGAGGAAUUCUACGUCAAGUACAAGAACUACUCGUACCUGCACUGCGAGUGGGCCACCGUGCCGCACCUGGAGCGGGACAAGCGUGUCCACCAGAAGAUCAAGCGCUACAAGGCCAAGCAGGCGCUGCUCAACAACUUCUUUGCCGAGAUGGACGACGAGCCGUUUAACCCCGACUACGUGGAGGUGGACAGGAUCCUCGAGGUGUCUCACUGCACCGACAAGGACAGCGGGGAGCCGGUGACGUACUUCCUGGUGAAGUGGUGUUCCCUGCCGUACGAGGAGAGCACCUGGGAGCUUCGGGAGGACGUCGACGCCACCAAAAUCACUGAGUUCGAGCAACUACGCACCUGCAAACUGGACACCACCAGAAUGGAGCGGCCGCCGGCCAACGAGUGGGUGAAGCUGGAGCGCUCGCGCGACUACAAGAACGGCAACCAGCUGCGCGAGUACCAGCUGGAGGGCCUCAACUGGCUGCUCUUCAACUGGUACCAAAAGCAAAACUGCAUCCUGGCGGACGAGAUGGGGCUGGGAAAGACGAUCCAGUCGAUCACCUUCCUGCAGGAGAUGGUGUACGUGGGCAUCCGUCGGCCGUUCCUCAUCAUCGCGCCGCUCUCCACCAUCGCUAACUGGGAGCGGGAGUUCCGCACGUGGACCGACCUGAACGCCAUCGUGUACCACGGCAGCCUGGCGAGUCGCCAAAUCAUCCAGCAGUACGAGAUGCACCACCGCGACGAGCAGGGCCGCGCGAUCCCCUGCGCAUACAAGUUCGACGCCAUCAUCACGACCUUCGAGAUGAUCCUCACCGACUGCCCCGAGCUGCGCGACAUCGGCUGGCGCUGCGUCAUCAUCGACGAGGCGCACCGCCUCAAGAACCGCAACUGCAAGCUCCUCGAGGGGCUCAAGCAGCUCAACCUGGAGCACAAGGUGCUUCUGACGGGGACGCCGCUGCAGAACACCGUGGAGGAGCUCUUCAGCCUGCUCAACUUCCUGGAGCCGGCGCGCUUCCCGUCGGAGCCGGCGUUCCUCGAGGAGUACGGCGACCUCAAGACGGAGGAGCAGGUGCAGAAGCUGCAGGCCAUCCUGAAGCCCAUGAUGCUGCGGCGUCUCAAGGAGGACGUGGAGAAGAAUCUGGCGCCCAAGGAGGAGACGAUCGUCGAGGUGGAGCUCACCAACAUCCAGAAGAAGUAUUACCGCGCCAUCCUGGAGCGCAACUUCUCCUUCCUGGCCAAGGGCGCGUCGGGCGGCCAGGCCAACCUGCCCAACCUCAUGAACACCAUGAUGGAGCUGCGCAAGUGCUGCAACCACCCGUACCUCAUCAACGGUGCGGAGGAGAAGAUUCUGGAGGAUUUCCGCGAGUCGCACGGGGUGGACGCCAUGGACUUCCACCUGCAGGCCAUGAUCCAGGCGGCCGGCAAGCUGGUGCUGAUCGACAAACUCCUGCCCAAACUCAAGGCCGGCGGGCACAAGGUGCUCGUCUUCUCGCAGAUGGUGCGCUGCCUCGACAUCCUCGAAGACUACCUCAUCAAUCGCCGGUACCCGUACGAGCGGAUCGACGGGCGCGUGCGCGGGAACCUGCGGCAGGCGGCCAUCGACCGCUUCUGCAAGCCGGACUCGGACCGCUUCGUCUUCCUGCUGUGCACACGCGCCGGCGGGCUCGGCAUCAACCUCACGGCCGCCGACACCUGCAUCAUCUUCGAUUCGGACUGGAACCCGCAGAACGACCUGCAGGCCCAGGCGCGGUGCCACCGCAUCGGACAGAGCAAGGCGGUGAAGGUUUACCGGCUCAUCACUCGCAACUCGUACGAGCGCGAGAUGUUCGACAAGGCGAGCCUCAAGCUGGGCCUCGACAAGGCCGUGCUGCAGUCCAUGAGCGGCCGGGAGAACGCCACCAACGGGGUGCAGCAGAUGUCCAAGAAGGAGAUCGAGGACCUGCUGAGGAAGGGCGCUUACGGGGCCAUCAUGGACGAGGAGGACGAGAGCUCCAAGUUCUGCGAGGAGGACAUCGACCAGAUCCUGCAGCGCCGCACGCACACCAUCACCAUCGAGACGGAGGGCAAGGGCUCCACCUUCGCUAAGGCGAGCUUCGUGGCAUCGGGGAAUCGGGACGACAUCUCUCUGGACGACCCCAACUUCUGGGCCAAGUGGGCAAAGAAAGCGGAAGUCGACCCGGACGCAUUCAGCCGCAGGAACACGUUGGUGAUCGACACACCGCGCGUGCGCAAGCAGACGCGGCACUACGACGCGGUGAAGGGCGAGGAUUUGGACUUCUCGGAGGGCGACAGCGACGACGAGCGGGCGACACCACGCACGCGCCGCAGCCACGACCGCGCCGCGGGAUACGCGCGCACCGAGUGCUUCCGCGUCGAGAAGAACCUCCUCAUCUACGGCUGGGGCCGGUGGACCGACAUCUUGUCGUACGGGCGCUUCAAGCGCCGGCUGGCGGAGGGCGACGUGGAGGCCAUCUGCCGCUCGCUGGUAGUGUACUGCCUGCAGCACUACCGCGGCGACGAGAAGAUCAAGGCCUUCAUCUGGGACCUCAUCACUCCCACGGCCGACGGGCAGACACGCACACUGCAGAACCAUUCGGGCCUGUCGGCGCCGGUGCCGCGUGGCCGCAAGGGCAAGAAGGUCAAGGCCCAGAGCGGCCUGCCUGACCUGGAGAAGGCCGACUGGCUGACCAAGAGCAACCCGGAGGUCAUCCUGCAGGACGAAGGCUACAAGAAGCACCUCAAGCAACAGUGCAACAAGGUGUUGCUGCGGGUGCGCAUGCUCUACUACCUGCGGCAGGAGGUGAUCGGGGACCAGGCCGAGCGAGUGCUGCAGGGGUGCGACUCCAGCGAGAUCGACGUGUGGAUCCCAGAUCUCGAUCAGGGCGACCGUCCGGCCAGCUGGUGGAACUCAACGGCCGACAAAUCCCUGCUCAUCGGGGUCUUCAAGCACGGCUAUGAGCGGUACAACUCGAUGCGCGCGGACCCGACGCUCUGCUUCCUGGAGAAGGUCGGCAUGCCCGACCAGCAGGCCUUCGCCGCCGAGCAACGCGGGGGUGAUCUGGGCGACGGCGGAGAGUUUGAGCGCGACGAGGGUGAGGAUCCGGAGUACAAGCCGGCGCGCGCCGCCUUCCGGGACGACAUCGACAUCGAGGACGACUUCCUGUCGUCGUCGGACCUCAAGAUGACGAUCUCCGACGACGCCGGCGGGGUCGGCGGCAGCUCGUGCGGCGACGGCAGCGGGCGGCCGGGCUGGCCGUCGGGCUCGGCGCUCACCACGCGCCUGCGCCGCAUCGUCACGGCGUACCAGCGCUGCUACAAGCAGCAGCAGCAGCGGCUGCUGGCGGCGGCCAAGCCCGACCGCAGGCGGCGCCGCCGCAACGAGGAGCUCAUCCAGGCUCGCGAGGCCGCCAAGACGGAGCGCCGGCAGAGGUGGACGCGCCGCGAGGAGACGGAUUUCUACCGCGUGGUGUCAACGUUCGGCGUGGAGUACGACCCCGAGCGGCAGCAGUUCGACUGGUCGCGCUUCCGCGCCUACGCGCGGCUCGACAAGAAGACGGACGAGAGCCUCACCAAGUACCUGCUGGCCUUCCUCGCCAUGUGCCGCCGCGUGUGCCGCAUGCUGCCGCACGAGAGCGACCGCCUCGUGGACCCGUCGCUGCUGCUGGCCCCCAUCACGGAGGAGCGCGCGUCGCGCACCCUCUACCGUAUCCAGCUGCUGCGCAAGGUGCGCGAGCAGGUGCUGCGCCACCCGCAGCUGGAGGAGCGCCUGCUGCUGUGCGCCCCCUCCUACGACCUCCCCGAUUGGUGGGAGUGCGGGCGGCACGACCGCGAGCUGCUCAUCGGCGCCGCCCGCCACGGGGUCAGCCGCACCGACUACCACAUCCUGUGUGACGCCACGCUGCCCUUCCGCGAGGCGCAGCAGAGGUACAUCCAGUGCCAGACGUCCUCCUCCAGCACCAACAACGCCAACGCGCUGGCGCUGCUGCGGCACCAACACCACCACCGUGCCGCAGCCUCCCCGGUGGGGGGGGACCCCCCCGACGAAACCGCUAAUGGGGCGACGGUGGCAGCGGUGGCGGUGGCUGGGCCGGACGGAGGGGCGGGGGGUCCCGACGAAGGGCCGGAGGAGGUCCCCGACGGGGCGGCGCCGGCCUCGGCCGAGGAAGAGAAGGACGGCGCCGUUGCCGCCGAGGAGCCGACGCCGGCGGAGGUGAAGUCCGAGUCGAGCGAGGAGAGAGCGGAGAGAGCGGAGAGAGCGGAGAGAGCGGAGAACGUCGGAGAGGCCGUGGUGGACGUGAAGUCGGAGCCAUUGGCCGUGGUGGACGCAGGCGUCGAGGAGCCGUCGGCGCCGCCGCCCGCGGAUGAGGUGGAGGAGCCGAGGCCUGCCCUGAAACUCGACGGCACCGAAACGAAACCGGACUCCGGGGCCGUCGCCGCAGAGCCCGACGCGCCAACGAAGCAGGAAGCGGCGGUGAAGCCAGAAGUGCCCACGAAGCAGGAGGACGACGAGCCGGCGGUGACGAAGCAGGAGGAGGACGUGCCUGUGAAGAAGCAGGAGGAGGACGUGCCUGUGAAGAAGCAGGAGGAGGUCGAGCCGGUGAAGAAGCAGGAGGAGGAAGCGUUGGGGAAGCAGGAGGAGGAAGCGUUAGGCAAGCGGGUGGAGGAAGCUUUGGGGAAGCAGGAGGAGGAAGCGUUGGGGAAGCAGGAGGAGGAAGCGUUGGGGAAGCAGGAGGAGGAAGCGUUGGGGAAGCAGGAGGAGGAGGUGCUUGCCAAGGUGAAGCAGGAAGUGCCGGUCAAGGUGGAGGUGGUGGUGGAGGAGAGCAGGACAGCGGAGGUGAAGGAGGAGCAGGAGGAGGCGGCGCGUCGCGAGGAGGCGCGCAGGAAGAGCAGUGAGGACGGCGAGGAGGACGACGAGGAGACGGACAGCGACGACGAGGAGAAGUCCGACUUCGAGUUGAAGGCUCGCGGCGUGACCGGGUCGUUGCGACCCCGGGCGUUCGCCGACGAGAGCAACGCGUCGUUCGGGCGCGGGGACGACACGCUGGACGACUCGGUGCGCGAGGAGGGGGAGUUGUGCCCGCCCGGAUACCCCGACCCCCACCAGCCCAUCUACACCUUCUCCUACUGGCCCAAGGACCGCGUGAUGAUCAACCGCAUCGACCAGAUCUGCUACACGGUGCUUCGGGGCAAGUGGCCGUCGGCACGGCGACUGGUGCUGGAGGUGGUGGCCUCGACGAGCGCGGUUGCUGCGGUUCCCGCGGCAACGCCGGUGCCAGCACCAGCAGCGCCCCCGGUGGCGACCUUUACCCCCAGUGGCACGGACAGCCCGUUGGCCAACGACUCGCCGGCUCUGAGCAUCUCCGAGGAGACGGGCGCUCCAUCUCCGCAGCUCGCCAAGGACGACGGCCUCAAGCUCCCCUUCCACAAGCAGCGGCGCAAACGGCGCAAGAAGGCAGAGAUCGAGGCAGAGCAGGUGGCCAAGCGGCGCAGCCUCAUGGACCUCAUGGCGCAGGCCAUGGACCCCACCAAGGCGCCGCCGGUGGCCCCGGCGGCGGCGGCGGCGGCUGCCCCGGCGACGCUCGGCCUCCCGGACGAGCUGUGGCAAGACUCGGCCGUCGACCUCUCGUUCUUCGCCGCCGAGAGCGGCUCGGGUUCCGUCGGCGCGGAGGGCUCGGCGCCGGCGUCCAGGGGCAAUGCCGGCACGGCCGCCGUCCCCUCCCGGGGGGCCCCAGCCGAUGUGCUCAAGGCCCGCCUGGACGCGGUGCUGCAGGCGCGAGCGCUGGGCUCGGCCGGAUCGUCGGCGGCGGCGAGGGCCGGCCUCAACAACGGCGUUCUGACGGGCGGGGACGGCACUGCCGCGAGGGACGCGCUGGGGGCCGGCAGAGUCGUCCGCAAGCGCAGGGGCCGCAGGAAGAACGUGGAGGGGUUUGACAUUAGCCUCAUGACGAGCCACAAGCACGGCGGAGCGGACGACGCCGAUGGCGCCAAGCCGGUGGACGAGGCGGCGGCCACGGCGACGGCGGCGGCGGCUGUGACGGCCGCGGUGACGGCGGCGGCGAGCGUGCCCGUGGUGUCGGCGGCGGCGGCACCGGCCGAAAAUUCGGAGUCGCGAGUGCCGGUGGUGAGCCUGCAGGAUGGCACCCGCCUGGCGGGGCAUGACGCGCCAUCACGGCGCCAGCUGGAGGAGUUCCUCAGGCAGAACCCGGCGUACACUGUGGACAUGGCCAGCCUGCUGCCGAGCGCCAGCGGCCUCCUGGUGGACCCCCUCGACAAGCCGAAGAAGAAGCGCCACCGCUGCAAGAACCCGCACAAGCUGGACGUGCGCAGACUCACGGGGGAGGAGCGCGUGCCCGUCGUCAACCGCCGCUCCGCCAAGAAGAUGGGCGGUGCCAUGGCGCCCACGCUCAAGGAGCUGGCGCGGUGGCUGCAGGAGAACCCCGAGUUCGCCGUCCCCGACGACUGGGGCGAGGUCGUCAAGCAGUCAGGCUUCCUCCCCAACACCAUGUUCGGCCGCAUCCUCACGGGCCCCGUGGUGCCGGAGGAGGGCGCGCGCCGGCGCGGGCGCCGCCCCAAGGCCUCCGCGCUCCUCAAAGCCUCGACCAACUCCCUCGUGGGCGGCAGCGGCGGCGCUGGUGGUGGCGCCGGCGGCAACCUCCUUUCGGCGAGCACCGGCGACCUCGCAAACCUCGCAAACCUGCAAAGCCUGCACAGCCUGCAGCUCGCCAGCCUCAUGGGCUUCCCGACGGCGCUGGGCGGCGGCGCCGGCUCGUCCGACGACGUGAAGGCCGCGGCCGCCGCUGCGGCGAUGCUGCCCAUGAUGCUGCCGGGGUUGGGGCCCAUGUUCGGCCUCGGAGGGCUCCUCAACACGGCGCUGGCGUCCUCCGCCGGCGCCGACGCAAACGGAAAAGCGGACGGGGAGCAGGGGACUUCCUCUUCGGCGGCAGCCGCGGUGAUGGCGGCGUUGCUGAACGAUGGGAAAGACGGCGGCGUGGACGAAGACGGCGCGCCGGGCACCAGCGGCAGGUCGGCGGCCGCCACCGCCGCCGCCACGGCGGCAUUCAACAGCAACCUGCUGGCGUCCAUCAGCCCCUUCCUGCUGUCCCCGCAGCUGCUCUACCCCUCCAUGUUCCCACUGUCGGGCCUGGGCGUGACUCUGCCCGGCUUUGUGCAGCAGCAGCAAGAGCACCAGCAGCAGGAGGAAGAGCAGCAGCAACAGCUGCAGCAGCAGCAGUCGGGAAUCGCCGUGAGUUCGACGCCGAGUAGAGCCCGUUCGAGCGUGGGCAAGGGCGCCGGCAUGACGGGCAAAGCCAAGAAAAAGGCUGCGCUGAAGCAGGCGGCAGCGGAGCACCAGCAGCAGGAGCAGCAGCGGCAGGAGCAGGAGCGACAGAAACAGCAGCAGCAGCAGCAGCUGCUGAAAGUUGCGAAGAAGCAGGGGCGCGAGGAGAUGAAGGAGGCGAAAGCACUUGCGGCCGCACGGGCAGAAGAGGACGACGAUGACGACGAUGACGACGAUGAUGACGAUGACGACGACGAUGACGACGAUGACGACGACGACAACUCGUCAGACGACAGCAGUGGCGAGGAGGCGCUCAACAAGACGGGAUUGUCGUCGCUCACCGAGGACGACUCCACGUUGCUGGACGACUCCGACUCGGACGCCGGCGCCGAGUGAAGCGCCGUGUGCCCUAAGGAAUGGCGGGGGGGGCCGUGCGGACGUCGGCCCUUUGCCCUUUGCCCCCACCUUGUCGGAGCGGACCCGGUCGGUUGCUCGCUGCGGCGGUGGGGGGGGGGGGGGGUGGUUGCGGUUUAGCAGGAGCGGGAUUUAAUUUCGGCGACGCCACGGUGCGGCCGCCAGUUUUCCAGAAAAAAUGUAAACUUCAGGAAUCCUUUAUUUUUACUUUUUCCUUUUUUUUGUAAUGGACAAUGAUGGUCUUUCUCAUUUUUGUUUAUUACGUUCCCUCUGCGACUGCUCGGCACGUGUCUACCCGACCCAAAUCUCCCCCGCCCACUUCCCUCCGGGCAUCUCAGCUCUCCAACCCGUGCCCACCGCCCCCCCAGCAUUUGUCGACUGAAUAAUUGAACAAACCGGCAUCGAUUUGGACGCACCGACUUGCCAUUUCUUGGCUCCCGAGCGCCGUCACCGGACGCCGCCGCCGCCACCCACCGCCCUCCCGACCGCAGGAGCGAGCCAGGCGAGGGAACUUCACCGCACCCCGGCAAACGCAACGACGACGAUCGUUUUGGACGUGCGAAGGUUGCGGUGGCAGCGGCCGUGUGGUCAUUCGCCCGUGCCGCGAUUGUGCCGGUACCGGUGUGUGCGAGUGUGUACAGUGCGUGCGCGAGCGUGCGAGUGUGUGAAUGAGCGCAAACGUGCGCGCCGCGUAAGUGGCGAGUAAAUCCGGGUUUAAUCUUCCAACGGGCAUUGCUGACUUGAGCCGAGCGUGCGUGCUUGCCCGCCCGUUCACUUGCUCGCCCGUCGCUCCCCCCCCCCCGCGCUCGUCCCUUGCGUCACCCCGUGAGCGAGCGGAGGUGGACGCUCGGGUAAUGUGCGAGCGAGCGAACGUCGCGUGCGCACGCACGCCCUUUCCGCUCUCACCUCGAGUAUUCAGGUAUAUUUUUGUUUUAGUUUCUUAUUUUUGAUUUUGUAAUACUUCCUUGAGUCAAACACUGUUAAAAAAUAAUAAUAAUCACACGAGACACUAUCUUAUCACAGGUAAUAAAAGCGAUGACGGCAAAGUCGAUCGGCUGCGGAAAUAAGAAGAAAAAUAUAAAACCAAUGAACGAAAGGGGAGAGACGCAAACCUCUCUCCCGCGACCGCAGUACUCGCUUACGACGUGAAUGUGCAUGGGGCCGGCCACGUGCCUGCCUUUCCCUAACACUGAUUGUACGCGACUUGACUACAAUUCACCGACACGCCGCCGCCGCUGCUGCUGCAGCUGCAACAGCGGCGACAGCUGCAAGGAGGGUGAAAGUUUUUAAGUGAAACGGCCGAACGUGAAGGGGACUUUUUUUCUUCCCCAGCGAUCCCGCCAGCAGCAGAGCCUGGCGCGUGUCUGUGCGCAACUCGUUACUAACGUCGACAAGUGAUUUAAUAUUGUAAUAAGAAUAACAAUGAUGACGACGACGACGACAAUAAUGUUCAUAAUAAUGAGGGAAUCUGAGUCCCCCCCCCUCCCCCACCGUGUGACUUUGUUAGUUAUAGGCAAGUGGACACGAAUGUUGAUUUUUUUUUUAUUAGUUGAAAGUUUGUAAAUCGGCAUGAAGUUUUUGCAGUGUAGCCAAAACAAAUGGGAGAAGAGGAAAAAAAACACAACACACAAAAAAAGAUGUAAAACCUUUAAAAAAUAUAUAAAAACUGGCCCCUAGCGUGUUAAUGACGAUAGCUGUCUUUAGUUGACGUGCAUUAGGAUGACUUAGAGCGAAUGUAACGUAAAUCGGGGAGUUAUAUAUCAGCGCCUCGUUGAUUUCUCUAGUUAUUUUUAUUUGAAAUCGACCCGGCCGUGUGUAUUUUUUAAGUCGGACCAUCAGAAUGUGACUGUGGCCGCAGCAAUAACCCCGGCAGCUAUAAAUCGGGUUACCGGGUCACCGGGUCACUGGCGAUCGCUUCAGAGGGACUUUGACCCUCGGGUUGGGUGACCUUUUUAAACAGAACAACCCGUUCAACUUUUCACCACUGACAAAUAACGGAAAAAAAAAUCUGAAGUGAUGGAAUAACUCAUCAGGUAGCACUACUCAGAGAUCUCGCGAUUUGUUUCGUUAUUUUUUUAAUUUAGGUUUUAAUUAAUUUGUUUUGUUUUUUCUCAAAGAUGUAUUUUAAUAGAAUUACUCGCGGUGCACUGUGUUGACUAUUCAGGUACUCCUCCGUGCUCUGGCCCCACGGCCCCGCUGGUCUCCUCCAGGGUCCCGUUUCCCCGCGGGAAGGGGGCCGCAGUGUUGCGUAAGCGCGGGGUUGGGGUUGUCGGGGCCGGUUGUGUUAAGGGAGCCCCCCCCCCCCCCAUACAGAUUGGCGUAGUACAAAGAAAGAGCUCCCCCCCCCCCCUCCCCCACCUUGCUCCUCCGCCACAGGGAGAGUGUCGUACGCCUGACCACCUCCAGCUCGCCUAACCUCCGACCCCCUCUCACCUCCUCCUCCUCUCACUCCCUAUCUCCCGUCCCCUCCCCACAACCAAUAUCAUAUCCUCCGUGAUUAAAAGACGCUCUGGAAAGUAAGAGGCACCGCAAACUGGUGCCUGGUGGCAGUUAAGUUUUUUUUCAAAUCUGGUCUCUCUUGCACGCACACAGCUCCCGGGGAUUACAAGACUCAUCCCUUAGCUUUUAAGCUACUCUAUUUUGACGCAUGAUGGCAGCAAACAUGUUCAGGGGCUGAUUGUCGAGGUCUGCUAAGCCACGGUGAGAGGGCAACUUUAGCUUUAAAAUACAGAGAGGAGGAGGGGUGGGUGGGGGAGUGUGUCUUGCAAUCUGUAGACUACGUCCCCGCAGACUGGAGAUAAGACACAGAUGUCGUCGUCCUCUCCCCAGAGGCGCCCGUGGUAACGUGCAGUGCCGAUGGCCAGGCUCGUGCUCGGUAGAGCGGGAGCGGGGGGUGUCCACUGCUCCACCCUUACCCCUCACCUCUCACCCCCAUGCCUCCACCCCACGCCCCUGGAGCCCUUCUGAGUUUUGAGUGGCUGGGGUGGGGGUGGAGGGCGGUGGGACAGAAGGCAGAAUGGCCAGGAUCAACUCCUCUGGGGAGUUGGAGCUGAGUGCUGGUGAUGAUGAGUGUUUGAGGGUGAGUUUGGGGGCGGGUGAGUGGAGAGAGGAGGGGGUGGGGCACAGUGAUGAAUGAAUCUCUCACCAGCGUGUCCGGUAGUGUGAGUGUGAGUGAGCGCGAGUAUGAGCUAGUGUGUCGGUGAGCGCCCGCGCGCGUGUGUGCGCGCACAUUUGCUGUCUGUGUAUUGAAUGUGGUUUUGUGAGUGUGGGUAAUGCGUGUGAAUAAUUGAUUGUGUGUUAGGUGCGCAUUAACUGUAGGGCUGUUUAUCCUGCGACGGUGUGGCAGUGUGCGUUCAAUGUGCUCACGGUGAGACGUGUGGCCCGCGUGGUUGCGUCAGUGUUGGAACUGAGCGGCAUUAAUCAGUUUGUGGCAGCGGGCGAGUGUGAUUACGGGCGAGGUGUGGCCGCCUGGGGUGUGACUUCAAGUGUAGGGGAAGUAUAGAGGGGGAGAGGGGUGCUUGCCUGCAAGGCCGUCCUCCCAUACUCCCCAAGUUGCUCUCAAACACUCAACCCCUCCCACGUACGCCACCCUGACCCACUCGCCACACCAAUCCGGACUCGAACCUUAACGCCCUCACCACAUGGCUCCUACACCCUGGAGGAACAUCUGGCAAGACUGUAGCCUCCUUUUUGCCUUUCGGGACACGGCCCUGGUUAUUUAUUAUUACCUCAUGCUGAGCAGAUAUACGUAUAUUGAUUAAAAAAUAGAAAAAUACAAAAAAAGUACAAAAAUCUUGAAAAGACCGCCGCGUGCGUUUUACUGUGACGCGCGCCGGCCACGUGUAAAGGUGUACAUUGUAGCUGCUGUAAUCGCGUGUAGUGUGUAGCGACAUGUAAAGUACAGACCUCGAGGUAACCUCAUCAUCAUCGUCGUCAUCAUCCUCCGCGCGUUGCGCCACCGAUGUUACAAACGUGCUGAAUGUUGGAAGGAAAAAAACCACAGCGCACGCUCCGGUUGGGUUGACGUUUCCGUUUUUUGUUUUUAUUUGUUGGUUUUGUUGUUUCUCUCUCUAGGUGUGCGUUUGCAUUUGCUCCUCUGGAAUAUUUGUGUUUUUAUUUUCCUUCAAGCACAAGGUGACUGUUUCAGAGUUGUUGUUUCCGCAAGGCCGUGAAAGCAUCUCUCAAGAUUUCACAAAUAAUGUGGUGGGGACUGCUGCUGCUGGUAACAUGGCAAAUUCCGCUGUUCUGCCUGCUCCGCUCAUCGCAUCGUGCUUGUCACAAACCGACCAUGUAACACUACCAAACUCGCUGCAAUUUCAUUUGAAUCCCGCCAGACCUUACCUUCAACCCUCAAAACUCUGAAAAACCCUCAGCCUCAGCAAAACACCACAACCCCCACUAAUCCAACCAAAACCGCACCAUAACUCCACCAAUCCCACCGAAAUCCCAGUGUUAUCCCACCAUAACAAUCCAUUCCACCGAAACCCCACCAUAACCCUACCAAUCCCACCAUAAACCCUCACCAAUCCCACCAUAACCCUACCAAUCCCACCAUAACCCUACCAAUCCCACCAUAACCCUACCAAUCCCACCAUAAACCCUCACCAAUCCCACCGUAACCCCCACGACCCACGAAUAUCCCACCAGCUCGCUGUUACACUACCAAAUCUAUCCCAUCUCACAGGAGCCCAACUUGAUUGGCACUCCACCCAAACCCACUCGAAUCACCAGCAAAAUAUAUCCCCUUCUGACACUACCAAUUCCUCCGAGACUGCUCCUCCCAAUCCCUAAAAAGAACACCCCCGACCCCAGAAAACUCCGACCGCACCCCCCGCGCGUCAUCUCACUCGCGUUGCCGCCGCUGCUUCCUCGUGCGCCGCGCGCCAUCAUCGCUGCGUGUCGUGUGCGCGCGCGCGCGUGGUUUUUUUUUGCGUGCGUGUUCUCGUUGUGUUCGCGGACACGCUCUCGCUGUGUCCGCGAGUAACAGUCGCGGGGUCGUUUGUCCGUUAGCGGGCUUGCUUGUUGUUGCUGCUGCUGCUGCGGGCAGGCAACUCUGAUUCUCAACACAGCCGCGCCCGCGCUUUGUACAAAGCGAGAGAGAGCGGGGAGAGAUGAGAGUAAGAGUACUAAUCUGCGUGCUGCCCCCCAAACCCCCCCAUUGUGCCCCCCCUCUUCCCACUGUGCCCCCCCCCCCCACAUCCUCUGCUUAGCCCCGGAUUGGAAGCGGUGAGCGUGAAUUUCUGCACCCGCAGUUACUGCCCCUGUUGUUACCCCCCCUGCCCCCCCCCCACGUCUCGUGUGAAUUAUGUCACAAUGAAAUGCAGUCCGAUUUCCUCCUCAUGAUUGUUUGUAAUUUAUUCCUGAGUUGUAGAUCAGAAUUUGGGAGCCGAUAUUUUUAUUAAAACUCAUUCUUUUU